UGUGCUGGUCUGUAGGAUUCUCAUUUGACUCAUCUUGAAACACUAAUUAAGGAGUAACUACUAUGGAUAAGAUUUUUAACUCCCCUUUGUUACCUACCAAUGUAUAUCAAAUAUGCACUAAGAGAACUCGGUUUACAGGGUUCAAACAGCCAUUAGCUGCUUGUUGUGGAUAUGGUGGCCUUCCACUAAACUUUGAUGCUCGAAUUGCUUGUGGAGUAACCAAGAUUUUAAAUGGUACAUUGGUGACAGCAGGGCCAUGCAAUAACACUGCUGAGUACAUUAAUUGGGAUGGGAGCCAUUACACAGAAGCUGCUAAUCAAAUCGUUUCAACACAAAUUCUGUCUGGGAAGUAUUUGGAUCCCCCUUUACCAGCAAAAAACUUCAUUUCCCAUCACACUGCAACUUGCUACUGAGAACUUGCAUCGUGUUUGGGUAGAGUGAAAUUUACAUUACUGACGAUAUCAACAAACCGAAAAUAAAAUGCUGAUAAAUCCUAUAUAUUGUAUUGUUUAGCUUGGUCCAUUAUUACUGUUGAUAUGUUAAUGUUGACGGGCUAGAUAUUGAUUGAAAAGGUACUAGUCCUAUCUAUCCACCUCUUUGGUUGUGUCGUGCGUUAAUAAAGUGAGAGAGCUAUGCGUUUUCGAUCA
Messenger RNA from Olea europaea var. sylvestris, 647 nucleotides. RefSeq names its product GDSL esterase/lipase At1g54790-like. Bases 63 to 413 code for a protein of 116 amino acids. Lineage: Eukaryota; Viridiplantae; Streptophyta; Magnoliopsida; Lamiales; Oleaceae. The record is from RefSeq and is a predicted model, not a curated record. The transcript has a single exon.